Molecule: messenger RNA, 9718 nt
Organism: Pipra filicauda (Wire-tailed manakin)
Lineage: Eukaryota; Metazoa; Chordata; Aves; Passeriformes; Pipridae
Gene: GLI3
Product: GLI family zinc finger 3
Exons: 15
Coding region: 355-5079 (1574 amino acids)
Biological process (GO): smoothened signaling pathway; regulation of transcription by RNA polymerase II
Cellular component (GO): nucleus
Molecular function (GO): RNA polymerase II cis-regulatory region sequence-specific DNA binding; DNA-binding transcription factor activity, RNA polymerase II-specific
Source: RefSeq, a predicted model, not a curated record
CCCCGCCCGGCCCGGGGCACCCGCGCCCCGGGCAGCAGCCAGCCGCGUCCCCAGCGGGCGGAGGGAAGGGGGGAAGGAGAGCGGAGCCCUCUCCACCGCUCUGAGGAAGGGGAGGGAAGGGGGAAAGUUUAGCGGAGGGUGUUUGAAUCGGGAGUUAUCCCUAAAGAGCCUUUCCCCUGCUCUGAUCCAGAGGGCAGCGCCGGGAGGAGGGGGCGGCGACGGCGAGCAGCCCCGCAACAUCUGUAAAACUUGAAGGAAGCGGUCGAGAGGAGCGCGCGAGAGAGAGGAAAGCGAGACGGACAACUUUUCCGACACGUAUUAGUGCAAGGAGAGCUGAAGUAAUGAGAAGUCAUCAUGGAGGCACAGUCCCAUAGCUCUACCACUACAGAGAAGAAAAAAGUGGAGAAUUCCAUUGUGAAAUGCUCCAGUCGAACAGAUGUCAGUGAGAAAGCUGUUGCCUCCAGCACAACUUCCAAUGAGGAUGAAAGUCCUGGGCAGACCUAUCACAGAGAGAGAAGGAACGCGAUCACAAUGCAGCCGCAGGGUGGGCAAGGCCUCAGCAAGAUCAGUGAAGAGCCUUCCACGUCGAGUGAGGAAAGGGCCUCAUUAAUCAAGAAGGAGAUCCAUGGAUCUAUAUCGCACCUUCCCGAACCUUCUGUACCUUACCGUGGGACGCUCUUUACCAUGGACCCCCGAAACGGUUACAUGGACCCUCAUUACCAUCCGCCUCACCUCUUUCCAGCAUUCCACCCUCCUGUGCCAAUUGAUGCAAGACAUCAUGAGGGACGCUACCAUUAUGAACCAUCUCCCAUUCCUCCUCUGCAUGUGCCUUCUGCCUUAUCUAGUAGCCCAACAUACUCAGAACUUCCAUUCCUUAGAAUUUCCCCGCACCGAAAUCCUGCUGCAGCAUCAGAAUCUCCCUUCAGCACACCUCACCCAUACAUUAACCCCUACAUGGACUACAUCAGGUCCCUGCACAGCAGCCCGUCCCUCUCCAUGAUCUCAGCAGCCCGUGGACUCAGCCCAACAGACGCUCCACAUGCUGGCGUCAGUCCAGCUGAAUAUUAUCAUCAGAUGGCUCUGUUGGCAGGCCAGCGCAGCCCGUAUGCAGACAUCAUUCCUUCAGCUGCCACUGCAGGAGCCGGUGCUCUUCAUAUGGAAUAUCUUCAUGCCAUGGAUAGCACCAGGUUUCCAAGUCCGAGGUUGUCAGCCAGACCAAGCCGAAAGCGCACGUUGUCCAUAUCCCCCCUAUCUGAUCACAGCUUUGACCUUCAGACCAUGAUACGGACAUCUCCAAAUUCCUUGGUCACAAUUCUCAAUAACUCUCGUAGCAGUUCAUCAGCCAGUGGUUCUUAUGGCCACUUAUCUGCAAGUGCAAUAAGCCCUGCUUUGAGUUUCACAUACCCUCCUACACCAGUAUCCCUCCAGCAAAUGCAUCAGCAAAUUAUAAGUCGUCAGCAAACCCUAGGUUCAGCCUUUGGACACAGCCCUCCACUCAUCCAUCCUGCUCCAACUUUUCCUACCCAGAGGCCUAUCCCUGGCAUCCCCAGUGUCCUGAACCCUGUCCAGGUCAGCUCUGGACCUUCUGAGUCCACACAGAAUAAACCCACAAGUGAAUCUGCAGUGAGCAGCACAGGAGAUCCCAUGCACAACAAGCGCUCCAAGAUAAAGCCUGAUGAGGACCUCCCCAGCCCGGGAGCAGGAAGCAUGCAGGAACAGCCAGAAGGAAUGACCCUGGUAAAAGAGGAAGGGGACAAAGAUGAAAGCAAACAGGAGCCUGAAGUGGUCUAUGAGACAAACUGCCACUGGGAAGGCUGUUCUCGGGAGUUUGACACACAGGAACAGCUAGUGCAUCACAUCAACAAUGACCAUAUACACGGGGAGAAGAAGGAGUUUGUGUGCCGAUGGCUGGACUGUUCCCGGGAGCAGAAACCAUUCAAAGCCCAGUAUAUGCUGGUGGUCCACAUGAGGAGACAUACAGGGGAAAAGCCACACAAAUGCACUUUUGAAGGUUGUACAAAGGCCUACUCCAGACUAGAAAACUUGAAAACGCACUUGAGAUCUCACACUGGAGAGAAACCGUAUGUGUGCGAACACGAAGGCUGCAACAAAGCUUUCUCCAAUGCAUCCGACAGGGCCAAGCACCAAAACAGGACUCAUUCCAAUGAGAAACCAUAUGUUUGCAAGAUACCAGGCUGCACAAAGCGCUACACAGACCCCAGUUCUCUCCGGAAACACGUGAAGACCGUGCAUGGCCCAGAGGCACACGUCACCAAGAAGCAGCGGGGAGAUAUCCACCCACGGCCUCCGCCACCAAGAGACCCAGGGAGCCACUCUCAGACCCGGUCACCAGGCCAUCAGACUCAGGGUGCAAUUGGUGAGCAGAAGGACCUCAGCAACACUACCUCAAAGCGUGAAGAAUGCCUCCAAGUGAAAGCGGUCAAGUCAGAAAAACCAAUGACAUCUCAGCCAAGCCCUGGUGGUCAGUCUACAUGCAGCAGCGAACAGUCCCCCAUCAGCAACUAUUCCAACAAUGGGAUCGAGCUUACUCUGACCGGUGGUGGUAGUGUAGGAGACCUCAGUGUCAUCGAUGAAACCCCAAUCAUGGACUCUACCAUUUCCACAGCCACCACAGCACUUGGCUUACAGGCCAGGAGGAAUAUGACAGGGACCAAAUGGAUGGAGCAAGUGAAAUUAGAAAGGUUGAAACAAGUUAAUGGAAUGCUUCCAAGACUGAACCCCGUUCCACCUUCCAAAGCCCCAACCUUGCCGCCUCUCAUAGGAAAUGGUACCCAGUCGAACAGCAGCUGCAGUGUAGGAGGAUCCAUGACUAUUCUGCCAAACAGGAAUGAACUUUCAAGUACGGACAUCACUGUGUUGAAUAUGCUGAACAGGAGGGACAGCAAUACUAGCACAAUCAGUUCAGCCUACCUGAGCAGCCGCAGGUCCUCUGGAAUCUCACCUUGCUUCUCUAGCCGGAGGUCCAGCGAUGCCUCACAGGCAGAGGGAAGACCGCAGAACGUGAGCGUUGCAGACUCCUAUGACCCCAUCUCGACGGAUGCCUCCCGGCGCUCCAGUGAAGCUAGCCAGUGUGAUGACCUGCCAAGUCUUCUCAGCCUCACCCCAGCCCAGCAAUACAGGCUGAAAGCUAAAUAUGCAGCAGCUACUGGUGGACCCCCACCAACUCCACUGCCUAACAUGGAGAGGAUGAGCCUCAAAACAAGGAUGGCACUCUUGGGUGACUGCAAGGAGUCAGGAUUAUCUCCUCUGCCUCCAGUGAAUGCCCCUAGAAGAUGUAGUGAUGGUGGGGCAAAUGGUUACAGCAGGAGGCAUUUUCUGUCUCAAGAUGCUUUAGGAAAUGGCACAAGGAGAGCCAGUGAUCCAGUAAGAAUGGCCUCCGACAACCUCUCUGUCCCUAGAGUCCAGCGUUUCAACAGUCUUAAUAGCUUUAACCCUCCUACUUUGCCUCCAUCCGUGGAAAAGCGCAACCUUGUUCUUCAGAACUAUACCCGUUCUGAAGGGGGUGUCUUCCGUGGCUUCAACUCCCCCUGUCCUCCAAGCAUCAGCGAGAACGUCGCCCUGGAGGCUGCUACGAUGGAAGCAGGUGGCAGUCUGAAUGAUGAGGAUCUCCUGCCAGAUGAUGUGGUUCAGUAUCUGAAUUCCCAGAACCAGGGCACGUACGACCACCUGUUGAACAAUGUCCUAGACAGCAACAAAAUGCAUCACAGCUCAGUUUUAGGAAACAACAACCCCAGUAACUUUGACCAAGCCGCUCCACCAAGCAGUCAGCAGGGAGGUCCCGAGGCAAAUAAGAGCGACUUGCCCAUUCAGUGGAAUGAAGUAAGCUCAGGAAGUUCUGACUUAUCUCCUUCAAAGCUGAAAUGCAGUCAGCGGUCAGCAGUGCAGCAGGCUCGGGCCUUCAGACUGUAUAACAAUAUGAUGGUUCAGCAGCAGAACCUGGAGAGAAGCAACAUGGCCCAGCAGAAUGGCUAUCAGAACCUGGUGGAGAACAAUAGUUCCUGCAGUUUACAGCAAAACAUGGUUCUUGGCAGCGUAGCUGGUAAUUCUUUCAGCGUGCAGUCCAAUAAGCCUUACAGUGAAAGCAUUAGCAGGCAAACAAUGAUGUCUGGGGCAACAGACAAUUCCUGUGGCAUGGCAGUACAAGGGCAGAAGCUGAGAAUCAGUAACAUGCCAGUGAGUGGGAACCAGCAGAAUUUCAGCCAUCCCAUGGCAUCUAGUGAUCAAGCCACCAAUAUGGCAAAUGGGAUGCAGAACAGGAAUAUGAUGGAACAGGAAUAUUUGCAAAACCAACCAGUUGGAGAUGGUGUUCAUUACCAGGGAGUCAAUCAAUCCGGUCAAAUGAUGCUAGGGCAGGUUAGUCCUACCUCACAAAGCAGCCUGUAUCAAGGAUCGCAGAGUUGUCCACCAGUGUCUCACACCAUUGGUAGCCAGCCUUCAACUUUGCCAGUGGCCAAAAGUUACCAGUCAUGCACUAAUUACAGCAGCAACAGACGGCAAAAUGUAUUGAGAAACAACCUGUCACAACAGCAAGGACACAUAAGUGAUGGCAACCAGACAUACAGGGUAAACACCAUUAAGAUGGAGAUGCAAGGUCAGUCACAGCAGUUCUGCUCUAACGUGCAGAAUUACUCUGGUCAGUUGUAUGACCAAACCACAGGCUUUAGCCACCAAGCUAUGAAAACAGGUUCUUUCUUUGGUUCGGAAGCUAACUGCCUGCUACAGGGGAUUGCAACUGAAAACUCAUCUGAGCUUCUUUCCCCAGGGGCUAACCAAGUGUCAAGCACAGUUGACAGCAUUGACAGCAACAGCCUAGAGGGUGUGCAAAUUGAUUUUGAUGCUAUCAUAGAUGAUGGGGACCAUGUCAGCUUAAUUUCGGAAGCGCUGAGCCCAAGUAUCAUUCAAGAUGUCUCCCGCAAUUCCUCACGCCUCACCACUCCCCGAGCAUCUCUUACAUUCCCAGCUAUGCCUGUAAGCACAACCAACAUGGCUAUUGGGGACAUGAGCUCUUUGUUGACCUCGCUUGCAGAAGAAAGCAAGUUUCUUGCUGUUAUGCAAUAGACAUGAAAAACAAAAAACCCUUAGGAGAUAACAGAUGGAAAAAAAAAAGACUCGUAUUUUUUAGUUGUGUAUGUAUUUUAGCAAUCUCAUCUCACCUAAAUGGGAUGUGUUUCAAGUAUAUUCCUUUUAUGGAAUAAGGACUCUGAAAACCCUAAAGUGUUCUAGGGAGAAACUGUCUUCCAUUUCAGUUUUGAAUCAGUAUUGCUACACCCAUUCCCUCCCUUUCUCUCUUUUCUCGCUUUCUCUCUCCCUUUUUGAAUGUCUGUAUGCUUCCUUUUUUUCUUUUGUUUUUUAAUUGUAAACCAAUGUAAACGUGUGAAGUGCAUGUUUUUUGUUUUGUUUUGGGUUUUUUUGUAAAAAAAGGUCUGAUGAAAUGACUUGGCAAUUUUCUAUUACUCAAACGAAGCUAGACCUUGUAAAACUGUUGCAACUUUUCCUCUUAAACAUAUAGGCACAAAAUAACCAGGCAUAAUGUGAAGUGAGCAGGCAGGGAUGAAAUCCUCUCUGGAUGCACUGUAUACAUCACACUGAGGUGGACAACCAGUUUAGAAAUGCACUGCCAUGCACCCUAGGCUGCAGUUUUAGAGUCAUGGAGCACAAGAAGUUGGGAGGUUCAAGCAAAUAAGAAAUCUAAAACCAUCAGCCCUUUGAUCCCUAGCAAAUGUUUUAAGGUUUUUGUAAACAUACACACAGAUAGAUGUCACUGCCUUGAAUAAUGAUAUGAGAUUGUGUCGUGUUUGACCUAUUUCAGAGGAAGGAGAGAACCAGAAAGCUAUUUUUAGUCCAACUUUCAUCUUUUGCAGUAUUUGGUAUUCUGUUUUUCAGCUUUCUUUUUUAAAUGACUGGAUGAUAAAGCGAUGGGUAUGUUUGGUGACUUGUAUAAUCUAUAAUCCUCUCAUUGCAUACCACAUUUGUGGAGAUACAAUCAGGGUCAUAUGGAGUAUUUCAUACAAUGAAAUAACAAAAUAGCAGUAUUCCAUACUGGGGACAUUUUUUUUAAUGCAAAUUGUUGAGAUGUAAUUUGCUGAGCCAGUGGUUCUUAUUCACAGUAACAAUUCCUUUGCCAGGAGAAAUGUGUCGUACAUCCCUUUUAGCAAAUACAGCUUCAUGGAUGGAUCAUAUGUUUUAAAAUAAGUAAAUGCCCAUUGACAAAACGCACAGUUACAGCUUCAAAAGCAUCAUGGUCGUGUCAUGCAGAACAAGUAGAAAACAAAUGGCUAACCCAGUUCUCAGACUAGCCAAAUAAAUCAAAGCAAUUGCAAGCAAUCUGAUAAUCUUAAGUGUUUUUCCACUGUGUCCAGGCUUUAAAAAAUUAAGAAAUUUAAACUAUCAUUAAAAAUAGCAGAGGAAUAAGGGGAACGGCAAAAAUUCAUAGAUGACAGAAUAUUCGGAGUUGGAAGGGACCCACAAGGACCAUCAAAUCCAGCUCCCAAGUGAAUGACUCGUACAGGGAUGCAACCCAAGGCCUUGGUGCUGUUAGCAUCGUGCUCUAACCAAAGAAAGAUCAAGCCAAUCUCUCUCUCUCUCGGUGACACCACAUGCAUUUAAUUUCAAAACAAACCAGUGGGUCAAUGCCCAGGCUCAGUUGCACAAGCAAAAAAUUGAAACCAAUGCACUGUGGUCGUGAAGCUGCUCACUGGUAGAGGUGAAUGGCAUUUGCUCUGUGAGCACUAGCUCUUCCAGCAUGUUUUUGGCUGUGCUGGGCUCCAUGUCUGCACCCCUGAACGCACAGUGCUCCUGAGUAAACAGGUUGGGGUGGGAAACAGUCACAAGACCAAGGUUUAUGUUCACUCACUCCUAGAAGCUGUGUGUAGGUCCAACCCUUGCAGACUUCUUAGUUAAAUCCUGAUAGGAAAGUGCAGCUAUGGGAUGUAAAUGGUCCAGGCACUUACAGUCAUAGAUUUGAUGUCUGUAAGGAGCUGGUGUUAUAGUAGAUACACAGUGGGAAGGAGGAGUGUGGUUGAUUUUGAAAUACAGAUAAACUUUAGCCCAGUCAAUAUUAGAAAUAGCACCAGAAGGUGAUUUCUAUAGGCUAGAAAGCCAUAGCACUUCUUUUGAACUGUAAAAAAAAACGUGAAAUACCAUCUGAUUCAGAGCAUGGCAUUUGAGAAAAUGUGUAGGAAUGGAACCUCUGUGAAGCUGUCAGAUAACACUGAUCUGUUAACAGCUGUUAGAGUCAGAGGACAAAGCUGUAAAUCAGUAGGAAAAUAUCAUAGAAGUCCAGCGCUGGGGCCGUAUUUGGGCUUAUCACAGCACAUACCAAGUGAUUUGCAGUGUGAGCUGCGAUGUCAGAAAUCAAGACAAAUGUAAAUAUCCUACACCUUUUGUCAUCAUCCAGCUCCUGUCUUUCUCUGUAUCUUUAGCCAGCAUUUCUUUCUCCCUGACUCAUGCACAUAUAUUCCCCUGUUCUGCACUUUACCCUUUGCCAGUUCCCCUUCCAGCGUCCCUGCCCCUGACUAACUAUCACAGCCCUCCUGCAGUGAUCCCUGGGCUGCAGUGGCAGUUGGGCACAGUUUACCAUGGCAAAUGAUGGGUUUGCUGUUGCAGCAUGACAAAGCUGCUCCCUGUUGCGCUCUCAUUGUACAGAGGUAGCCCUGUAGAGACCUGCUGCCUGUACACAACUCUUGCCCCUGCCCUGGUGCUGGGGCAUGAAGGGAUGCAUGAAGGGCUGUGCUGGACAUGUUUCAGAUGCUUCCUGGUAACCAAUCACUGACUGUUUAUUAAGCCGUCAAGUACGUGUUUAUAAACAAUUUCAACAAGGAGACUUAUGACCAGCUUGGGAGUAGGUGGCUUGGGAGAGAAUCCUUUUAUUGUUAUAGAGCCAAUACAUUUUUAAAAAAAAUAACCAUCCCCAACUAUUUUUUUAAACUCAAUUUUCCAGUUCAUAAUUGUAUUUGCUGGUGCAAUUGAUGCUGGGAAGCUAUUAACAGAUGUGAUCCAUCAGAGCUUAGAAGGAGCCAUUCAUAUUGCUCAAGGCUAAAAGGGACUGUUUGAGUAGCUAAUUUGCCUUCCUGGAUUUGACAAACCUUUAUCACUCACUUAGCCCUGUCUUGGGCCAACAGUGUGUCUCGGCAGAAACCACAUGCUCCAAAAAGGCAUCCUGUUUGAUUUGGCAAAGGUGAAGAACCAGAGACUCCACUGUGUCCCUGGGGAAUUUAUACAAAUGGUUUGUCAUUUUCACCAUUAAGCAUAUGUUCCACUUGUGUUCAUGUAUCACUUUUCAGUUUUUAGUAUUGUCUCACGCUUUUCUGGUUUAUGCUAAAGGACCUGUUUUGGUACCUGUGAGGGUAGCAAUACAUCAUAGCCCAGCUAUCUUGGGGUUUGGUUCUGUUUUGAUGAGGUAGACUGGUCUCUCUGAGCAUGGGUCUGUUAUGUUGGACACCAGCUUUCACUUGUCAACCUCCUUCUCGGUGUAUGGCAGUCUGGGGAAAGUCCCACCAGCAUUGGUGGGACAUGUUUACUGGUACCCUUCUACAACUGCUCUUCGUUACAGAGUCAAAGCUUGCUUUUGUUUAUCUGGCACAUCAGUUGAUUUUUGUCAUAGCUGUUGGAAACCCACCGUUCAUCUGAGUGUACUAGAAGAUGCACAAAAAAAAUCAUGAAUUUUCUAUUUUUAAAGUAUUGCAGCCUGAGUCUAAAAUCACCUUUACUUCUAAUGGCUCUGAGAGGCUCUUCCAUAUUCACUACUUUUGGCCUUGGAAGCAUCAGUAACACUCAGCGUGCCUGAAGCAUGUGUAUUUCUCUGGGCAGUUUUACUUUCCAUGAAGUGGAAGUAGCCAGUGAGAGUUUAUCCAUCAGUUACACCCAGGUGAAGGAAAGGUGUGUUUGCAGGGAAGUCAGUGAGCUUCCACAGGGCCUUUGCUGGUGAGUAGAAUGGCCGAGUACAUGCACAUGACAGAUGACGUUAUUCUCUCCUGGGAGAAUGGCCCCAAAUGGUGCGUGCAUUAAGAUGCCGGCUGGCUGCUCAUUUCCAGUCAUUGCUUCCCCCCGCCUCGAUGAAAUGGCUGGUCAGCUCACCCAUGCCUGUUCUGCAGUGGCUCAUCCUUCUGAACAGCAGUGUUUAUAUUCUCGCAAUAUAUGUGCCUUAUUUUGCGUUGACCUUGUAAAACAGAGGGACCAGGAUGUGUUGCCAAAUUUUCCUGAUGAGGCUGUACUUGCCAUUCAGUUAAUAGCACAUACCACUGUUGAUAGUGUCUAAAAUGUCUUGUAAACCUCUGGUAUUCACGUGUAAUUGUCCUUGGAUUGGUGGAAUGUCUCCUAUGGAACAGUCACUGUUGUCAGUCCUGCAGAUGUGUAAGAUAAAAAUGUGUUCUUUUUUUUUUUCCAAUUUUUAAAAUUUUUUUUUAUAAAGCUUGUAAUCCUUUUUUACAAAAAAAAAAAAAAGAAAAAAGAAAAGAGAAUGUGUAAAUACAUUUAUGUAUGGUAGGAAUAGUGUUCAGCUGUAACAGGCCUUAGUGGUCUUCAUUUGAUAAACCUGCAGUUAUGAUCUGAUGUUUCUCAAGCCUUAGGUUGAUCUGAAGGGUCUGUAGCACUGUGUACAUAUGAACUGUACUUCUGCUUUCAGAACCACUUAGCUUUUUUGUAACAAAGAAAAAAUGUUUCUUACAAUGUCAAUAAAAACAAAAGCCUUUGUACUUAA